Dentiscutata heterogama is the source of this 1050-nucleotide messenger RNA. Lineage: Eukaryota; Fungi; Glomeromycota; Glomeromycetes; Diversisporales; Gigasporaceae. The record is from the annotation of a GenBank genome assembly.
AUGAGAUGUGCAGAGUGUGAAAUUAAUAAACUUUCUAAAGAAUUUCCCUCUGAUACUAUUUCAAAACAAUGUAAACAUAUUCCGACUUGGUGCUGUUUAGAAAAACAUGAUAAUAAAGAUGGUCCAUUAUGUCCUCAAUGCAAUGUUAUGCUCACACAAAAAGAAUUAGAAGCUUUAAAAAUUACUUGGGAAAAAGCUCCGUUUUUGGUUGAAAUUCCACAUUUAAAUAACGCUAAAAAUAACAAAGAAGUGGCUGAAGAAAAAGGAGAGUUUUAUGUUGCAUUAUUGAACGGUCAAAAGUAUCCAAUUAGAUUUGAACAAGUUAAAACCGUUAGAGCAUUGAAACAAGCAUUAGUACAAAAAAUUGGUGUUGAAAGUAGAAAGCAAAAAUUGAUAUUUGAGGGCGUUGAAUUAAAAGAUGCCAAAGCAAGAGGCGGUGGUGAAAUGAGACUUGUUGAGUAUGGCGUCCGUGAGGGAAGUCAUAUUCAACUCAUUGUCGUUCUAUACUCCAUUACAAAAGAUGUAUCAAUCGCAAAUCUAUCGUUUAAUUUACAUUGGGGAUUCCCGGUAACAGGACAAGAUUUUCUUGAUGGAACUUGUUUAAUUUAUGCUGGUAGAGAGCUUUGGAAGACGUAUGAUUAUGCUCAUCAAUUUUACCCUAGCAUACCCUAUAUCAGGCAUUCUGGAGAUAUUAUCGAUAAUGCGAACCGGCGAGGCAACCAUAUAAUUACAAUCAAAUUAGACCAAUUACCUCCAGAAAUUACUAAACUUUAUUUUAUCCUCAGCGCAUGGGAAUGUCCAAAUAUUGGUCAUUUCAGAGAUCCAAGCUUUUUACUAUUUGAUGAAGAUUCACCAGAAAAAGAGCAAUUAUGUGAUUAUGCAAUUCAAACAGCUGCAACUUCGCAAGCUGUGAUAAUGUGUUACGUUUCAAGGUCAAUAGAUGAUACUUGGGAAGUUAUCCCUGUUGGUCGUCUAUCUAAUGGAAAUGCUACGGAUUAUACUCCUAUUGAAAUUUCUAUUAGAGAAUUAGAAGGGAAUAUUGGCCAAUAG